This is a messenger RNA of Centruroides sculpturatus (bark scorpion), 1276 nucleotides long. It is a transcript of the gene Rnf146, whose product is annotated as E3 ubiquitin-protein ligase RNF146-like. Gene Ontology annotation, cellular component: cytoplasm; nucleus. Bases 430 to 1146 code for a protein of 238 amino acids. Gene Ontology annotation, biological process: Wnt signaling pathway; ubiquitin-dependent protein catabolic process. Gene Ontology annotation, molecular function: poly-ADP-D-ribose binding; zinc ion binding; ubiquitin protein ligase activity. Lineage: Eukaryota; Metazoa; Arthropoda; Arachnida; Scorpiones; Buthidae. The transcript is spliced from 5 exons. The record is from RefSeq and is a predicted model, not a curated record.
UUUGUUUGUUUUAUUAGGUGGGUAGUAUCGGACGAGGUGCUUUCAGCAAGGCAUCCCCAUCAAGCUUUGCGAUUGAUGGGGAUGCCGGUAUGGGCGGGGACCCAUACGAGAUGGAAUUCGUAAUCGCGACGGGGCUGGUGGCUAAUGGCCUCCGCAAUGUCGCGGACGAUAGCGAGGGAAGAGUCUGAGAGAUGCGAGAGGGCAGACGGGAUGAAUUUGGAAUCGGUACAAAUGGAAAUAUUGGUGCGAUUGGCGGGGUGUAGAGGAUUGCUCGAAAAGUGGCGACUCCUUCGGCGAUAAAAGUACUAACCAAAAAGGAAAGAAACACUAAAAUCGGAGCGAGGAUCCGAAGAUGUUAAAUCAUGAAGACCCCGUCGUUUAAAAGGUCGGGUUCGAAAAGGCACCGGUGGUUAAUCUCGGACUGAGAGAAUGUCGUCGGACGCUUCUUUGGCUAACAAAGAUCGAGAGGUUAACGGGGAAAGUAAUAAAGGAAAUAAAAAUAAGAACGAAGGAAAUCCGGAAUGCGCGGUUUGUCUCCAGACCAGCAUCCAUCCCGUUCGCUUGCCCUGCAACCACGUCUUCUGUUACCUGUGCGUCAAGGGAGUCACCAACCAGAGCAAGCGAUGCGCCAUGUGCCGUCAGGAAAUUCCCACGGAUUUCUUGGACAAUCCCACCCUCCUGUCCACCAAUAAUUCGGAGCCGGUUCUGACUUUCGAGGACGGACACCAAUGGUUUUACGAGGGACGGAACGGUUGGUGGCAGUACGACGAAAGGACCAGCGUGGAACUGGAAACCGCCUACAAGAGAGGCGAAAAUAGGUGCGAGGUGCUAAUCGCCGGUUUUCUCUACGUCAUCAACUUCGAACACAUGGUGCAAAUGAGACGCUGCGACCCGUCGCGAAGACGCAGGAUCAAGAGAGACUUGGCCACCGUGCCCAAGAAGGGGGUGGCCGGAAUCCGUUCCCUCUGCCAGAGAAACGCCAACGUUUCGGAACGCGACGCGUCGGCGGAAGAAAGCGAUCCGUCGGACAAGAGACAGACGGACGAAACCGACGUCCGCGAAGCCACCGCCGACCUCAACUCUCUGGGACUGGCCCAAAGCGACGAAAGUUCCGACGCCGGACCUCGGUCGGAAAACGGACGCUAAUGCCGGGUCACAAAUUAUUUUGCCGACGUUUCUUUAAUUAAUCCAUUGGGGAACGAUUAGCGGACAGAACGGAAUAAAUUUAAAAAUGCCAUUUCUACGGAGAAGGUCGAAUAAAAUAGUUUCGAAAAUA